This is a messenger RNA of Trypanosoma rangeli, 2067 nucleotides long. Its product is annotated as group II trans-sialidase superfamily. The coding region runs from base 1 to 2067 and encodes 688 amino acids. The transcript has a single exon. Gene Ontology annotation, cellular component: cytoplasm; membrane; intracellular membrane-bounded organelle. Lineage: Eukaryota; Euglenozoa; Kinetoplastea; Trypanosomatida; Trypanosomatidae. The record is from RefSeq and is a predicted model, not a curated record. Gene Ontology annotation, biological process: ganglioside catabolic process; oligosaccharide catabolic process. Gene Ontology annotation, molecular function: exo-alpha-sialidase activity.
AUGCUCAAUAUGUCCCAGCACAUGUUUUAUUUUUCGGUGCAGCUCCUCUGCGUGCUGUUGAUAUGCUUUGGCAGUACGGCUGUGCACGCCGAGGAGGGAAAUACGCCAAAGGAAGCGCAAACACCAGACCCUGUUGAUCUUUUCGUGCCUAAUCGAACGAUCGUGGAAACACAAGGUGAAAGUCAAACAAGGGAUUCCUUUGUCUCACCGUCCCUCACCAGUGCUGGUGGAGUGUUGGUUGCACUUGCGAGGGGUCACAGAAGCUUUAAAUACUCCACGGGGGAUCGUAUUUCGGUGGAUUAUGCUGAUGUUGUGGCGGGGUACAUUGACCCUACGGAGAGCUGGUCGUCUUUUAUUGAUGAGGUCAAUACAAACAAAUGGAAAUCACACAAUAUUUUUAGCAUGUCUGUUCAAGUUGAGCAUAAGCCGUAUGUGAGGUGCGUGUUAAAACCCACAACGGUUGCAAAGGGCAGCAAAGUGUUUCUACUUGUGGGAGGCCAUUAUUUGAAAUUUGAUCCUUCAUCGAAGAGUUGGAUUGUGCUUUUACAGGGUCUUGAUUUGCUCGUGGGUGAGGCCACACAAGAUAAACUCAUCCAAUGGGGCAAACCCACCUCACUUUUAUCACAGAUCGAACCAUCUGCUGAACAACGUGGCCUGGAUCGGUUUGCAGGUGGUGGCUCAGGCGUUGUGAUGGAGGAUGGCACGUUUGUGUUUCCUCUGACGGCGAGGGAUGCAUUAGCUGACACUGUCUCCAUGAUCAUUUAUUCGAAGAACGACGACAAAAACUGGGUGCUUUCGCAGGGGAUGCUCCCCGUGGGGUGCACUGACCCCCUCAUCGUUGAGUGGGAGCAGGGGCAGCUUCUCAUGAUUGCCCAAUGCAAGUUUGGCCCCAAUGUGUUUGAAUCGAGGGACAUGGGGGCAACGUGGACGGAAGCUGGGUGGACACUUACAGGCCUGCAGCCCAGGUUUUCAUCGGACUUCUUGCAAAGGGAUUGGAGUGUCACAUCCUUCACCACUGCGACCAUUGCUGGAGAGAAGGUCAUGCUGUACACUCAGAAAGAGGUUCCCCCUGGGGAGAGGGCGGCAAAAGCGCUCUACCUUUGGGUGGCUGACAACAACCGCACGUUUUACCUCGGGCCCAUUUCCAUGGACACUGCAGAGAAGUGGAUGUCUGCCAACACCCUGCUGCACUCUAACGAUGCAUUGCACCUUUUACAAGAGUGGGACAGUACAGCGACCAAAGGCGUGUCUCUUGCUCCCCUAACGGAGGAGCUGAAGACGAUCACGUCCGUCUUGGAGACUUGGGCAAAAGUGGACUCCUCCCUCUCCAAGUCGUCUGUGCCCACGGCCGGUUUGGUUGGAUUUUUGUCGGGUGCAUCGGGUGAUGGAACUUGGAAUGAUGCGUACCGUUGCUUGAAUGCAAUUGUGACGAAUGCAAAGAGGGCCGAAAAUGGCUUUAAGUUCAUGGGGUCCGAAUCAUACGCCAUGUGGCCCGUGAACAUGUGGAAGUAUCACUAUGUUGGCAGCUUUGUGAGUUACGCGUUUACGCUUGUGGCGACGGUGACCAUUCAUGAGGUUCCGAAAGAGAGCGCUCCUCUGCUGGGCGCGGGCUUGGAGGACAAUGAAAACACGAAGUUUGUAGGGCUGUCGUACACGACGGAGAAACGGUGGGGUACAGUCUUCAACGGCAUCACGACAACAACACACAACAGCACUUGGAAGCCGGGGAAGGAGUACCAGGUGGCGCUCAUGCUGCAGGACAACAAGGGCUCCGUGUACGUGGACGGUGUGCUUGUGGGGAAUACUAACACACUACCAACCCUUAGGUCACGGAGGCAUGAUAUCUCUCAUUUUUACUUUGGUGGCGGCAAAGACAGCAGUGUGACAGUAAAGAACGUCUUUUUGUACAACCGCCAACUAAGUGAAGAUGAACUCAAAGCAGGUGACGACUCCCAUGCAUCCGAGCAACCUGCAGGUGACAGCUCCACGCGUGCGGAUGUGUUCUGGGUGUCAAUGUUGCUGCUAAUUCUGCUAUUGGGGCUAUGGGGCUUUGGGGCUUUGUGCUGA